Myiozetetes cayanensis is the source of this 613-nucleotide messenger RNA. RefSeq names its product COPI coat complex subunit zeta 1 (gene COPZ1). Gene Ontology annotation, biological process: intracellular protein transport; retrograde vesicle-mediated transport, Golgi to endoplasmic reticulum; intra-Golgi vesicle-mediated transport. The record is from RefSeq and is a predicted model, not a curated record. Gene Ontology annotation, cellular component: COPI vesicle coat. NCBI's taxonomy places the organism in Eukaryota, Metazoa, Chordata, Aves, Passeriformes, Tyrannidae.
GGCGCGCAGCCAAUCAGAGGCGGGUGCGCUUCCGGCUCCACGUCGGCAGCGCAGGGAGCAAAAUGGAGACGCUGCUGCUGGAGCCCUCCCUGUACACGGUCAAGGCCAUCAUCAUCCUGGACAACGACGGCGAGCGCCUCUUUGCCAAGUACUACGAUGACACCUCCUACCCCAGCGUGAAGGAGCAGAGGAGCUUCGAGAAGAACAUCUUCAGCAAGACCCACCGCAGUGACAGCGAGAUUGCCCUCCUGGAGGGGCUCACUGUCGUCUACAAGAGCAGCAUCGACCUCUACUGCUACGUCAUCGGCAGCGCCCACCAGAACGAGCUCAUGCUCACCGCUGUCCUCAACUGCCUCUUCGACUCCCUCAGCCAAAUGCUGCGGAAGAACGUGGAGAAACGAGCCCUGCUGGACAACAUGGAGGGGCUGUUCCUGGCCGUGGACGAGAUCGUGGACGGGGGGGUGAUCCUGGAGAGCGACCAGCACGUCGUGCACCGCGUGGCCGUGAGGGGCGAGGACGUGCCGCUCACCGAGCAGACCGUGUCACAGGUGCUGCAGUCGGCGAAGGAGCAGAUCAAGUGGUCCUUGCUGCGUUAGGGGGCACCCUGAACCCC